Messenger RNA from Cuscuta epithymum, 1258 nucleotides. The record is from the annotation of a GenBank genome assembly. NCBI's taxonomy places the organism in Eukaryota, Viridiplantae, Streptophyta, Magnoliopsida, Solanales, Convolvulaceae.
GUUGAAUUUCUUUCGGUAUACGGAGUAUGUGGUUGCAAGUCAACACAUAAUCCUUGCCUAGCUAACUCCUGUCCCCAUCCAACUAUAUUCCACCAUUAUCGAUAUCCUUCAAUUAAUUGGCAACCCAAAGCUGACGCUACAAAGCUCCCUUGAAGCAAAAGUCCGCCUUCUUCCUCCAUCCCUAUCCCCUUUCCGAUCAAUCUCCGGCAAGGGUAGUUUACGCAUAUAUGGGAUUAGUGGAGGAAGCCCACAACGUGCGGGUCUUGGGCUCGGGGACUCGGACUGUGGUGCUUGCUCACGGGUUCGGGACGGACCAAUCCGUGUGGAAGCACCUCAUUCCGCACCUGGUCGAGCAGUACCAGGUGGUGGUUUUCGACAACAUGGGUGCCGGCACGACCAACCCGGACUACUUUGACUUUGACCGCUACACCACGCUGGAAGGCUACGCGUAUGAUGUGAUCUCGAUCAUGGAAGAGCUUCAACUGCAGUCGUGCAUUUACGUCGGCCACUCCGUCUCCGCCAUGAUCGGCGCCAUCGCCUCCAUCGCCCGGCCGGAACUUUUCACCAAAAUUGUAGCCAUUUCUGCCUCUCCCAGAUAUCUGAACGACGUGGACUACUAUGGGGGGUUUGAGGUAGAAGAUCUGGAGCAGCUAUUCGAUGCAAUGCGAUCAAACUACAAAGCAUGGUGCUCAGGAUUUGCACCAUUGGCCGUCGGAGGGGACAUGGAUUCCGUCGCCGUUCAAGAAUUCAGCCGGACGUUGUUCAACAUGCGGCCGGACAUAGCUCUCAGUGUGCUCCAAACCAUAUUUCAGAGCGACCUCCGGCAUCUCUUGAGUCACGUCACCGUGCCCUGUCACAUCAUCCAGAGCAUGAAGGACUCGGCGGUGCCCGUCGUCGUCUCGGAGUACCUUCAUCAGAAUCUCGGUGGCGACUCCGUCGUGGAGGUGAUGUCCACCGAUGGCCAUCUUCCGCAGCUAAGCUCGCCGGACGUCGUGGUUCCCGUCGUCCUCAGACACAUUCAAUACGAUAUAGCAACUUAAUGUACAUGCAACUGGACUAGUUUAUUUUAUGUCAUGGAAGUUACUACUUAAAUUCUCCACUUGUUUUGAAAAUUUGUGUUUUGAGUGGGAAAAAUGCAGUUGUGUUGUUCGUGUUUGUUAUUAUGAGAGGAGAAAUAUUGUUAGUUGUACAUAUGUUUCCAAAGAAUGAAGAGGUUGUGAGAUAACCCCAAAAAAAUCAUAGAAAAUUAUCACUCAAC